Messenger RNA from Cyprinus carpio (common carp), 509 nucleotides. Its product is annotated as histone H4. Lineage: Eukaryota; Metazoa; Chordata; Actinopteri; Cypriniformes; Cyprinidae. Gene Ontology annotation, molecular function: protein heterodimerization activity; DNA binding; structural constituent of chromatin. Gene Ontology annotation, cellular component: nucleosome. Bases 64 to 375 code for a protein of 103 amino acids. Gene Ontology annotation, biological process: nucleosome assembly. The record is from RefSeq and is a predicted model, not a curated record. The transcript is spliced from 2 exons.
AAGCAUAAGAGCUUCGCCUCUAAGUUGUCGUAUGCGUAUAUUGUUGUAAGAAGAUUAGACGAAAUGUCUGGUAGAGGAAAGGGCGGUAAAGGACUCGGAAAAGGAGGCGCUAAGCGUCACCGGAAGGUUCUUCGUGAUAAUAUCCAGGGAAUCACUAAACCCGCUAUUCGUCGUCUUGCUCGUCGCGGCGGCGUCAAGCGUAUUUCCGGGUUGAUUUACGAGGAGACGCGCGGUGUGUUGAAGGUGUUUCUGGAGAACGUUAUUCGCGAUGCUGUGACCUACACUGAACACGCUAAAAGAAAGACCGUCACCGCUAUGGAUGUUGUUUAUGCUCUGAAACGACAGGGACGCACUCUGUAUGGAUUCGGAGGUUAAGACCAGCGAAGUCCGCGCCCAAGAAGGGCGUCACUAAGAGCGCCGGUAAAGGAGGAAAGAAACGCAAGAGGUCCAGGAAGGAGAGCUACGCGAUCAACGAGUACAAAGUGCUGAACCAGGUUCAUCCUGACACC